Messenger RNA from Marchantia polymorpha subsp. ruderalis, 1070 nucleotides. Lineage: Eukaryota; Viridiplantae; Streptophyta; Marchantiopsida; Marchantiales; Marchantiaceae. The record is from the annotation of a GenBank genome assembly.
UGGGUCGCUAUCAAACGCACACGUCAAUUUUGUCUUUGUAUUUUGGUGAAGAUUCUGCAGAUGAACCAGCGAGAAGUGAUUCCAUUGAAGAGAUAAGCGAUAAAGGCGCCAUCCAUUCUUUCUUGUAUGUUGGUGAAAACCUGCAGGUGCAUUCGCGACGAGGUGAUUCGAAUAAUCAAGCUUAUACUGUGUAUGCUACUUGAGGUCAUCCCUCAUCUAUAUAAACUGAAGACUCUGCAGAUUCUGGAGGAUACUUCGUGAUAGUCUGUCAUCAUGUCUGCAAGGAGCGGAACAACAGCAGUCAAGAAGAAACCUGUUUCCAAGUCUCAAAAAGCUGGCUUGCAGUUUCCUGUGGGCCGAAUGGCUCGAUUUCUGAAGAACGGACGAUAUGCUAAGCGUAUCGGCGCGGGUGCUCCUGUGUAUCUCGCGGCCGUGUUGGAGUAUCUGGCUGCAGAGCUAUUGGAGCUUGCGGGCAAUGCAUGUAGAGACAAUAAGAAGACGAGGAUAAUCCCACGCCACAUCCAGUUAGCAGUUCGUAACGAUGAAGAGCUCAGUAAGCUUCUUGCGGAAGUCACUAUAUCUCGAGGUGGGGUUCUGCCGAACAUCAAUCCGAGCUUGCUGCCUAAGAAGACCGCCUCUAAGGCAGAAAAAGAAGUUGCCGAGGCUGACGACAAGAGCACCAAGGAUAAAGCAAAGGAAAAGGAGACGGUUACAUCUUCGAAGAGAUCCCCCAAGGCCAAGUCCGAGAAGAAGUAGAGAGAAUGAUAGCAAGAUUUCAUGCCUCUAGCAUUUCUAAUCUCAGUCAGAAAUUGAUAUAAGAUUACAGUCUCAUUUUUCUGCUUUUUUAAAAAAAAAGUUUUUAUUUAAGUUGAUGAGUAAAUUUGACAAAUAGAGGGUAUGGAUCAUUGUAUGAGAUUGUAGCAAGGAUGGGCUAGAUCAGAUGAUCAAGAAGAGAGGGAUUGAUUGCUCGAUUGACUGAUUCAUCCACACGAACUACUCUAGACAUGUCGAAGUUACAGCACUGUGUAAAUUUGCCUAACCUGAAUGAUGGAGUGAAGUGGUUUUCCUGG